AUGAAUAAAUUGUUGUUUCAAGCUACCAUCCUGAUAUUUAGGGGUAUCAAGGAGUUCAAGCGAGAUCUUGAAGACUCAGAUAGACAACCGAUGAUCACGUUGUAUGAGAAGGAGAAGGAGUUGAAGAAAAUGGAUAAAGAUCUUGGUCUUAAGGUAAAGGAUCUUACUACAAAAAUUGAAGAGCUUUCCAAGAAGUAUAGUGAGCUUGAAGGAAAUGUUGGUGAGAUUAUAAAUGAUGCCAAGAUCUUUUCUAUGAAAUUGGCGUCAGAGUUGACAAAAGAGGGCCUGAUUUCCAACAAAUUUGAGCUGAUGACAAAGACAAUGCAGCUCAUACACAACAAUUACAAGGGGAUCAGUUUCGUCCCGAUGCUUCUGGUUCGGUUCGAACACAACAAUGACAUAGCUUCCCUACUACACCCAAUAAUUUACAGAUUUUUUGAAGUUAUAGAAGACCUUACAACUAAAGUACAACUCAAAGAUCAAAUGGAAAUUGCACGUUUAUACUGCCUGUUAUUUGUUAAAGUUUUCAAUUUAGAUGUGGCUAAAUAUGGUAAACGAUUUGCACGUGAGGGAAUAACAUAAAUGGACAGGAAGGUAAAGUUUCUUGAAUCAGAG
Molecule: messenger RNA, 615 nt
Organism: Lactuca saligna
Lineage: Eukaryota; Viridiplantae; Streptophyta; Magnoliopsida; Asterales; Asteraceae
Source: the annotation of a GenBank genome assembly